Messenger RNA from Pseudogymnoascus verrucosus, 1090 nucleotides. RefSeq lists its product as uncharacterized. The transcript has a single exon. The coding region runs from base 131 to 847 and encodes 238 amino acids. Lineage: Eukaryota; Fungi; Ascomycota; Leotiomycetes; Thelebolales; Thelebolaceae. The record is from RefSeq and is a predicted model, not a curated record.
CUUUCGCACCUAUUUAGAGUCUAGAGAAAUUAUCUACAAAUAACAUGCUUUUAUCACAUAUUCUCUGAUGCCUUUGUUACCAUAGGAUCCAUUUGCAAUCUACACUCUGCUAUAUUGAACAUACACUGCCAUGUCCCUCGAACUCUACGUUCUCGACUUUGGUGUCUAUCCUCGCCGAGUACUUAUUUACCUCGGUGAAAAGGGUCUCCUUGACUCAGGAAUGAUCAAGAUUACACCAGUUGACAUGCAAACUGGCGCACCCGGCAAACCUGAAGGGACAACCCCAAUUCUUCGGCUUCCGGACGGCUCUUUCAUCAAGCAAUCCCUAGCCAUACUCGAGUACUUCGAAGAUAUUUGUGACAACCCUCGCGGAGAAUGGCAGAGGAAGCUAGCUAGCUACUCGAGACAACCUAGCAUGAGAGGCGACUCGGCCGAAGACAGAGCUCGAAUGAGGAGUAUCCUCGGGUUAUCUGACGAAGCGAUGGCCCACUACGGCUUUGCCUGCCACAAGGGCUCCCGUCUAUUUGAGACUCUUGAGCCCUCAAGCCCAGAGGGGGCUAAGAUGGCGAUGGAAUGGACAAGGAAGAAUCUCAAGCUGAUCGAGAAGUACUACGACGGCGAUGUGCGUUUCGAGACUGGAGGUGGCGCUUCAACUAUUGCGGACUGCGUCCUAUUUUCCCUGUUGCAGUUUUCAAACAACCUUUACAACCUCGAUCUUCUGGAAGAUCCCCAGCUCCCGGCUUUAAAGAGGUUUUAUGAUAAUUUCAAGAAGAGGAAAAGCACGGAGGUGCCGAGCGAUCUGUACCCGUCGCAGUACACGCAGCUAGCAAGCCAGUGGAUAUUUUGAGUGACUAGCAGAUAGCGUGCACACUAUCGGAAGGAGUGGCAUGGUGGUUAGAACGGUAUAGAAAUUAGAUGCGCUACAAUCUACCAGUUCGUAAAUUCAGACACAGUCGUUAAGUAAGAGAAUGGGCGAGGACAGGGAAAGUUUCAAGCAGUACUUUAUCGCUAGACGCUUUGAGGUCACGAUAUUCGAUACUCGUGCUACCUAAAAGUCUAAAGAGGGACCGACUUAGCUAAGAAUAUAUAC